ACACCUGUCAGGUGACUUCUCACCUCACCUGUGAGAAAGAAACCACUCGGGUCGUGAUCUCGCCGGUUUGAGACACAACUGACUUCACGGAUGGUGUCGGUGUUGUGAGCGGAGUCCGGACAGAGAAAUGAACAAAAAAGGAGUUUUAGCAGCAGGAAGAAGAUUUGCUCUCAGUCAGAAUCCUGACGGCACACAAGGUAUUGACUAAAAGUAAAUAAAAUAAAAAACAUGUCUGGCCUCGAUGGUUUAAUCCCACAUGAGGCCGAGGCGCUUCCACCUGCAGAGCCACUAGUAGCCGGAAGUAAAAAGCCAGAAGAGAGUGACGGCAAAAAGGAAACAUGGGAAGUUCUAGACGACGAAGAGGAGGACGACGACGAGGAAAAAGAACUGGAGAACUCAAAGGAGGAAGAGGAGUAUGAAGAGGAAAUGACCCCCUCUGCUCAUCUGGAGCCGAACACUCUGCCGUGGCCUGAAGACAAAGACAAGAGGCCUCAGACGGACAACAACGAUGGAGUCUGGCCACAAAAAGUAGUUUCUGAGCCCAAAGACGGGGAGGCGGAGCUCUACCGAGGAGGCCGGGACCAGGCGGAGAACGCCGGAAAGAGCAAAUGGAGGGAAAGCAUGCCCGAGGGCGACAGGUGGGGGUACGAUGAGAUCGAGCUGCAGCGGGACCAUAAUGGGAAUGGCUCACUGGCAGAUGAUGAAGAUGAGGGGGAGGAGGAGCAAGACAAACAGUCAAAUUGGAUAUCGGAGAAAUCGGCUCUGGGUUUCACUCCACGGGUCACGAUAGUGCGCCCGUCCAGCAAAGAGCUUCUUGAGGAGAGCAGGCGGGUCAUAGAGAAGGACGUCGAGAAGGAGCCGCAGAAGGAGCUCGACUCGGCGGCGCAGUUGCAUCCGGAGUGGACAGAACCGGACGACAAGUUCUACGUGUGUGAGCGUCUGUGCGGCAGCAAGCUGAGGACGGCCCUGGCGAUGGCGGCCGGCGGACUCCUCUUCCCUCUCCUGCUGUGGGGGGGUUACGCCCUCCUGCCCUUUGACCCUCCGCCGCUGAGGGGUACCCCCCUCAGGGUGGUGUACACUCUACGCUGCGCCUUCUUCGCCAUCGUCCCCAUCCUGCUCGGUGUGGUGGUGCAGGGCGUGGCCCGGCUGCGCUACAGCGCCCUGAAGCCCCUCUACCAGGGUCAGCUGGUGCACAGAGAAGUGAUGGUGCACUGGCACUACGUCAACGAGUCCCUGGCCCUCUUCCUCUUCUUCUUCCUGCAACUCGCUGUCAUGGCAACCUACAUCAACCAGGAUCUGCUCAAACUGGUGCCGCUGCUCACCAUCAUAUUUGUUUUUGGCAGGCUGAUCUACUGGCUGUGCCUCUCUCUGGGCAGCAGCAUCAGGGCUCUGGGCUUCGGCCUGUCGUUCUUUCCCAUACUGGUCAUGCUGGGCACCAACCUUUACUUUGUCUGCGCUUCAGUCGGACAAGAGGCGGUUUUCGACGUGGAACCUCCGACGACGGCUCCUCCUCCCAGCCUGCGCUGGUGGGGUUGAAGACCGCCGUCCAAAAAGGCGACGAGGAGAGAGACAUUAGUGUAAAAACGUCUUUUUAAUGUGACGACGCAGCAUUCAGACAACUCGACUCGUUCUCUUGGUGUCCUUCAGUUGUAAUCCCUCAUAUCGGUCCUGGUUGAUUGCUACGGUAACAGGAAGUGCAGUUUAAUGCUGCAACAGCUCUCCGUGAACAGCUAUUUUUAUUAUUAAAUUAAUAAUGAUACACUGUCAAAACAUCUUUCAAAAGUGACCUUUUGUUUUGUACACGUUAUUAGGAAUAAAUAAAUAGACACUGAUUCUCCAGUUGGAUGCUUUUAAUGUUAAGUAGCAGUCGAGCAUGUUCUGCUUGCAUCAGCAGUAACAGUGAAGGCUCAUGGGAAGGAAGACCGCGUCACUAAUAAAAACAUAAAUAAUAUAAAAUAAUUUCAUGAAAAUGUCAAGGAUUAUAACUUUUGGUGUUUUGUUAUUUGGCCUUUUUUUUUAACCAAAUAAAUCAAAUACAUGAAGCAUGUUGUGGGAUCAUUGUAACUUGGAUCUCUGUAUAUACAAUUUAAAAAAAGAAAUCCACCAAUAUUCACAUUUGUAUAAAUUACAUGAUGAAAAAGGUGGAUUAAAAGAAGAAUACGGGAUUUUUUAAAAUUGUGAUUAUUCUUCGACCGCAGAUUUUUAAACCGUCUCACUUUCAACCUUUCCGCGUAGAGUUGAUAGAAUCAGAUUUUAGUUCUGUGAUGUUUCUGGAUGCUGCAAGAUCAAGAUGAAAAAAGUACAAACUGAAAACCUUCAAUUAGAAACAAUGAAACCAGUGAGAUUGAUUUAAAAGGAUAAGAACACUGUAAAAUUGUAUGAGAUUUGAAUGUUAAAUUGUUUUAUGAAUUUUACCAUUUCUAUUUAGUCGUCACAUCGGUACUAAUGUUAAUCUUUAAACGGUAUAUUUAUAAGAGAUGCUGUUGAAUUCAUCUUGUUUGUCGACUGAUAGUUUUUUAUUUUGAAGGAACCUUUUCAUUGUAUGAGUGAAGUAUUUAAAGCACUAUUUGGGAUUUCAAAUGAGUUUAAUAAAGCUUUAAUAAAUGAUACUCCACAUGACAGCAGCUGGUCAUUCAGGUCCACAUGACUGAGGGGGGGACAUGUUACUUUUCUGUCCAGCCAAAAGAGGUUAGAUUAAAAAAUAAAACUAAUUGUGAUUAAUAUUGAAGUUGCAGAUGUCUCUGAUUAUGAUUCAUGCGGCACGUUUCAACUCGACCAAAUAGCCAGUGGCAAGUUUCAAAACCUGAAGAUUCAGCCACACAUAAACACCUCACGUGGGCCAGCUGUACACGAAGAAAUAAAAUGCUUUGGGUCAAAGUUCACUGAAGAGAAAUCAUUCAAUGAUAACCGAAUGAUCCUUGAGUCCAAGUGGACAUUUGUGCCAAAUAUAUAUUUUUUAAUUGUAGUGUUUCCGAUAUUUCCCGUUCACAAGAAAUGAUUGACGGACAACUCUACUGUCGCUGAUGCAUUAAAAUGACUCGUCAGCUAUUUUAUAAAUCAGUUAUGGACUAAUCGGGUAUGUAGUAUUUAAAAAAAACACUCAGGGUACAAUCUUCUGUACUUUCAGAAAAGUGCUUAAUAAACAAAGUUCUCUUAUACUGUUUGCAGUGUUGCUACUUUCACUGAAGUCCAGGACCUGAGCGUGCACAUCUUUAAUUAAAAGCACAAAGCCCAAAGAAGACGUCUCCAGACUGCUCUCGCGUUGACAUUUUGUUUACUCUUUGUUUUUAUCACGUCUGCUUGCCUUCUUGUUUUCUCUCACAGUUGCUGCUAAAUUAAGCCGUGUAGUUGUCACUGAAAGUGUGAAAUGAAACUUGUUUGUAACUAUGACAACGGGCUGAGGUGAGGAUGAAGAGAGAAAAAUGCUAUAAUUGACAGAAAAAAAAAAUUCUAAAAAUGCAACUUGGAAUUUACAUUUUUGUUCAAGUCUUUAUGAAAUAUUUGAGGGUUUGAUAUACAGCAAACAAAUAAAACCACACAGUCCACUUCAUUUCACUCAGUUUGUCUAUUUAAUAUAUAAAAUACGAUAAAACAUACGCAAAAAGGGUAAGGAUUCAAGGGACUUGGAUACUUUGGUACAACAAACACUUUUUUUGUAAAAGCGGUAUAGAAUUUCAAUAACAUAUCAGUGCAUACUUUGUAUAUGAAAAUAUACACAAAUUGUAAAUCACUCAAAAAACAACAAAAAGAUUUUUUUUCCUUUACAACAAAAACCAAAAGCAGACUAGCUCAACACAAUAUAUUAGCUAUAAAUUUCAUCUUUAGUAUUUCAUAUGCUACAUUAUUCUGGGUUGUUUUAUAACUCAUUUGUGAUGCAUGUCCUGUAUCAUUACUGUGCAUGUAUAAGUUCCGUUACCUCUAUCUCAUGCAUUUACUUUUUUCUUUUCAAAUUUCAUGAACUAAUUUCAGUUGUUUCCUGUUUUUAUAAAUAUAUUCUUUAUCUUAAUUAAAACUGCAGCAUUUAACUGGUAUGUCCUUCAUUGCAUUUGCCAAUACCACAUUAACUGAUCGUGCAAUUUUCAGCAAGUUU
Pseudoliparis swirei is the source of this 4090-nucleotide messenger RNA. RefSeq names its product transmembrane protein 79a (gene tmem79a). The coding region runs from base 229 to 1536 and encodes 435 amino acids. The record is from RefSeq and is a predicted model, not a curated record. Lineage: Eukaryota; Metazoa; Chordata; Actinopteri; Perciformes; Liparidae. Gene Ontology annotation, biological process: regulated exocytosis. Gene Ontology annotation, cellular component: trans-Golgi network membrane; lysosomal membrane. The transcript has 5 exons.